UCCUUACAGCCCACUAAGAAUCUGCCAGCCUCUCACCAGGUGUACUGGGGCACCAAGGCGUUCUUCCCCAGCUCCUCACAGUUAAUCCGGAGGUGAGACGGGAAGUGGUGUGAAAGGUUCAAUGUCCAUUUAGGAACCGGAUGGCAGAGGGGAAGAAGCUGUUCCUGAAUCGCUAAUUGUGUGUCUUCAGGCUUCUGUACCUCCUACCUGAUGGACACUCUCAUUUCUGGAAGACUAUUAACGUGUAGAAAAAGUGGAUCUAAAAGAGUUAAAAGUUAAGAGUUAACCCUGCAGUCAGCUGGGAUUGCAUCAACAGACAUCCUUAACUGUAGGAUUUAAGAUGAAUUUCAUCAAUUUGAAUUACCAAACAGUGUGUUCUGAGGAAGACCGCAAGAAGCUUUUUAAAAAUGGCUGUUACAUGCAGGUGAACAAGAGGAAGUAUAGGAAACGAUUCCUCCGCAAGGACGGGAACUGCAACAUCCAUUUCAAGCGUGCUUUUGGUGAAUGGGAGAGCUACUUUUCAGAUAUCUUCACCACACUGAUAGACCUAAAGUGGAGGCAGAUGUUUCUGAUUUUUUCCCUGUCCUACAUCCUGUCGUGGUUGUUCUUUGGUCUUAUUUUCUGGAUCACGGCUGUUGUCCAUGGAGACAUAUUGACGAAGGAGGAAAACCACACGCCCUGUGUGGAUGAAGUUCACAGCUUCACCGCUGCUUUCCUCUUUUCCAUUGAGACGCAAACCACCAUCGGCUAUGGAUCCCGCUGUGUGACUGAGGAGUGUCCCUUCGCCGUCUCUAUGGUCACUUUCCAAUCGGUGAUGAGCUGUUUGAUAAACACCUUCAUCAUUGGCACAGUGGUGGCCAAAAUGUCCAAGGCCAGGAAGAGGGCCCAGACCAUUGGCUUCAGCAACAACGCGGUGAUAUCUCUGCAGAACAGGAAACUCUGCAUGAUGUGGCGCAUUGGAGACCUUCGAGAGAGUCACAUCAUUGAAGGCACUGUCCGUGCGCAACUGCUCCGAUUUAGGGAGCAUGACGACCACAAAUUGUCCAUGGAACAUCAGGACUUGGACAUAGGUACAGGUAAUGUCAUCCUCAUUAGUCCUGUCACCAUAGUACAUGAAAUUAAUGAAGACAGCCCACUCUACAACCUUAGCCAGAAGGACUUGGCUGAAGAUGACUUUGAAAUCAUAGUUACCUUUGUCUACUCUGAGGAUUCAACUGGAAAUACCCACCAGUCUCGGAGCUCCUACACACCUCUGGAGAUCCUAUGGGGUCACCACUUCAAUGACAUUCUGAAAGACAAGGCAAGCCAUUAUAAAGUUAACUACUCCCAGUUUCACAAAACCCAUGAGGUGGCCACACCUGACUGCAGCGCCAAGGAGCUCUAUUCGGCAGCAGAACGUGAGGUCAAUGUGCUGACAGUGGCUGGUUUAGACAGCGGCGAUGCAAGAUGCGAGAGUGCGAUCAUUCCCAGUGACGAUGAGGAGCACAACGCCAUACGAUACGUAUGCCAAAGGCCUGAACUUGUGUUCAGGUCCCUCUCCAUGGAGUCAGAAAUUUAACACUUGUCCCAAUUCCGGGCUCACUUCAGCAUAUGAUAGAAUUAAUGAGAACCUAGUUUAUUUAGGAAAUAGACUCAAUGCAGACUGUUUAGGCUCCUUACAUUUCUGUAACUGAUUUAUGAUUAACAUUGUGAGAGGUGUGAGGCAGCUUCCUCACCCUGUACCAUUAGAGAUGAUGACCAGAAUAGGGAACACUUGUAUAGCUGUCUUCAGUGCUAUGUCAGUUCCAAUAAUUUACCCUCUUCAGCAGAAUAACACCAUGAUAGUCCAUCACACAAGAGAUAUCCUUUGCUUGGAGAAGGAACAUCUAUUCUUUGCACAAAGUACAAAAUAAGUUUAGUAGUUUAGUUAAGUCACAAUGCAUUCUAUAGCUGCAGUCAGGUUGGAUAUAAGCAAUAAUCAAACUUUUUAAUAAUGAGAGAUUCUGCAGGUGCUGGAAAUGCAGAGUUACACAUGCAAAAUGCUGGAGGAACUCCGUAGGCCAAGCAGCAUAGAUGAAGAGGAAUAAACAGUUGAUUUUUCAGGACUGGUGAAGGGUCUUGUCCCAAAACAUUGACUGUUCAUUCCUCUCCAUCAAUGCUGCCUGAACUGCAGAAUUGCUCCAGCAUUUUGUAAGCGUCAGAUAUCUUAAAGAGACUUUUCAAAAUGUAUAAGGCCUAGAUCAUUCAGGUUUCUGUGACACCUAAUAGUUCCAUCAGCACCUCUCACAGUGAUACAGAGUUCAGGACCUCAAGCAGGCUUUCGAAACUUUGCCAAUUUCUUUCCCUCACAGAAGCUGCUCAACCCACUGAGUCCCUUCUCCAGAAGAUUGUUUCUUGCUGUAGAUUCUGACAUCUGCAAUCCUUUGUGUCUACUCAUUUAAGGUGGCUCUCUGUGCUCCAAACUACCCAAUGCAUUCCACACCCCUCACUCCCUCAUAAUCUUAAAUCAUGCUAACAGUUCUUUUGUAAACACUUAAGUUUACAUUGGGCGUAUUAAUACAUAAAAUGUGUGCCCCCAAAAUGGAAAUAGCAUCAGAAAUGGAAAGAUCACUUCAAGGAGUAAAGACAACACACGGAAAGCUAUAUUUAAUUAACAAUUAGCAGCAAUUAACAAUUGACAAUUCCCAACCAGCCAUACCUGCAGAGUCUGCACAAUACCUGGCCUCUACCCAGAAGGCCACUCUUCAUAUCACCUGUGAACGUACCUGGGACUUCUUCAGCUGACAAUAUCAGGACUGGUUUGAUGAAAAUGACCAGGAGAUACAAGAGCCAAGAAACAAGGAAAAUACCAUAUUCUAGACGAUGAAAACCAUUAUCACACAUAUAUUGGUCUACAAGCAUCUGGAAGUAAAAACCCAAAAGAAAGGUAAUCUGAAGCAUAACGGUCAGAAUGAACACAGGGAAUCAGGCAGCCACAGGACACACUGGAUUCCUGUGCAUUGUCAUGGCAACCUAUGGCCCAAACAUCUUGGACACUUACAUACUAAAACCUAAGAAAGAAGGAAAACUGUGGAACGAUGAGGCAGUGAAGUUCCACCACAAGGAAGAUCUCAAACUAAACUUUGUCCCUGACACGGAUGUUCUUAUUUCCACUCCUUGGCAAGUUAUGUUCUCCUACCGUGCCUCUAUCCCAACAUGCCAAGAGGUUGGCCAACCAUCAUCUGGAAAACAAUAAAGUCUUCAGAACAGACUUAAUCCCUGCAGAUGAAACAUUUCCAGCAUGAGUUCAUGGCAACAUUUUCUUCAUGUGAGAAUGGGAGACUAAUGUAAAGACUUUAGUGAUGUGUUAAUUAUGACUGUCUUCAAGAAGAGUGACAAAUCUGAUUGGGAUAAUUACAAUACUUGUUGACUGGGGCAAGGAAAUUCUCUUCACCAGGUCCUCUCUUUUCCUGCAGAUCUCCUCUUAGAGUUGCAAUAUAGAUCCUUCAAAUUAAGGAUCAAAAUGAUCUUCACUGUACAUCAACUCAAAAAGUGUAAGAACCACAUGAACUUUUGUAUACAACCAUCCCUGACCUCACAAAGGUCUUCAGCUUUGUUAAGCAAGUCCUCUCUUCACCCUGGAUGGGAUGCUUCUGGCCAAACAUCUACAAACUGCUUUUAUCCAUCCCCUACCCCGAACAGGGUAUCCUGGAUGUCUUCCUCUUGGAUCCCAUGAGCUGCUGGGCAUGGCUGUGGUUUAAAGAGUAUGGAGGAGCCAUCUUAAAUUUGGAUGGCUCAAGGCAUUCCUUACCAUCCUCCAUCUUCCUUGUGUGUCACACAAACUAUAAUCCUCAUCAGUUAAUUCACCACAAAUCUAAACUAGUUGGGUUAAGCAAGGUUAAAUCAUUGCACCAAAUAGUUGCUCAAGCCUCCUCUUUGCAAUAAUGCACUUCACCGCCAAAUAAGUCCCUUCUGUAGUGAAGCUAAUCAAUGGCUUUCAUGGUUUUCCUGUAUUUUAUGGCUAUCUAGAGAAGAUGAAUCUCAGUGUUGUAUUCUGCGUACACACUUUGAGAAUAAAAUGAACCUUUGAAGAUUUUGAACUUUGAACCAUUGAAUGAGUGGGAAACUGUUUAAUCUUCACUCCUUUACUCCAGAACCAAAUUAAUCAUUUUUUGUUCUUUGAGAUACAGCGUGCAGGGGUUAGUGUGUGUGAGCUUCAAGCUAUUGUUGAUUGCUUCACUGAACCUUAUGACAAGACAAAGUCUCACACCAAACCAGAAUAAGAAGGUGGGAGCAGGGUAAAUUCCUGCUUAUGAUCCCCCUUCCAUACUCAAUGCUUUGUGAAAGUGAAUCUAUUAACUAUCUAUUAAAAUCUAGUUAACUAUUGUUGUAACAGGAAGCCUUGCAACUGAAAUCCACAUUUUACCAGUAAUGAAUAAAUUGUAAUUUUAAAGGACUAGAGGGGCAGUUUAUUAGUUCAACAUGACCUUGUAAGUUCUGAUUUACUUGCAAUCGGAUAUAUUAGUAGCAAGAAUAUAUUGAUGGAUUACCAAGUUGUGUGACACAGUGGGGCAGGAAAUCUUUGGUCAACAGCACUCAAUGUCAGCAAGUAUCUGUGCGGCCCGUUAUAUUCAGCACCGUGACGUUUGGUUCAUUGAGGCCAACAAUUCAAGUGUUUAGUGAUUAGUUCCUGGGGGAAGUUAGUACUCCUAUAUAUGGAGCCUUUCAGCUGUAGAGCAACUGGUCACACUGACAUUUUUGGUCAAAGUUUAAAGUUCAAAGUAAAUUUAUUAUCGAAGUACGUAUGUCACCAUAUACAUCCCUGAGAUUCAUUUUGUUUAUUUAUUUAUUGAGGUACAGCCCAGAGUAGGCGCUUCUGGCCCUUCGAACCAUUGGGAUUUAAUCCUAGCAUUAUAAGGGGGCAAUUUACAAUGAGUAAUUAACCUACCAACCAGGAUAUCUUUGGACUCUGGAAGGAAACCGGAGCACCCGGAGGAUACAGAAAGAACGCACAAACUCCUUACAGGUGGUGGCGGGGAUUGAACCCGAGUGUGCUAACCACUAUGCUACCGUGCCUGCCCCACUCUUCUUGCAGGCAUCCACAGCAGAACAAAGAAAUAGAAUAGAAUCAGUGAAAAACUACACACAAAGAAUGACAAACUCCAAUAUACAAAGUAACAAAUUGUGCAAGUGUGAAGAUAAACAAAUAAGAACAAUAAAUAAAUAUUACUGAGAACGUGCAUUGUAGAGUCCUUGAAAGUCAGUCAAUUGGUUGAGUUCAAUGAUCAGUUCAGUGUUGAGUUGAGUGAAGUUAUCAGUGCUGGAUCAGGAGCUUGCUAGUUGAAAGGUAAUAACUGUUUCUGAACCUAGUGAUGGGGAGUUAAGGCUCCUCUACCUCCUUCCCGAGGGUAGCAGUAUGAAGAGAACGUGGCCCGGAUGGUGGUGGUACCUCACAGUGGAGGCUUCUUUUUUGACCAUCUGUGCUGAUCCCAGCUCUUCUGACCAAAAAUGAAUCUCCCCCCCCCCCCCCCGUGACAGCAUCUGACGUAGUCUCAUAGUCAGAAUUACUUUUUCCUCUAUGACCAUGUUCACUAUAUUACAGGUCCACCCCCUCCCCAUGUACUUUCAGUGUAUUGCUUGUUUUAAUACUGCUUGUGGCACUUAGGAAAUGAGUUGGAGCAAAUCUACUUUUAAUUUGGCACAGGCUGCAACAGUGCUACCUAGUCUGCUGUCGCUGCAUUGCAAACAAUUUAGUCAGCAACUCAGGCUCUGCUAUUGAUUUGUGGUUUCUCUCACACCAUGCGCUCUUCUCCUCAGACAUCCUGGUUCUGAUUCUGAUAAGGCCUGAUGAUUGGUCUCAGCCUCCUUUCCGUGGAUUAUACCUUGCCUGCUGAGUUCCUCCAGCAUUUUGUGGCUCUUGCUUCUGGAUUUCCAGCCUCUGCAAAAACUCUUGUAUUCAGAUCAGAAUCAUGUUUAUUGUUGCUGACAUAAGUGGAGGAACUUGUUGCUUUGUGGCAGCUGGACUGUGCAGGCAUAACAGCUCACUAUUAGGUACAAUAGAAAAUAAACAAAUAAUGCAAAAGAGGAAUCAUCAAGCAGUAUCCGAGAGUUAUUGGACCAUUCAGGAAUUUGAUGGUAGAGGGGAGGAAGCUGUUCCUAAAGUAUUGAGCAUGGGUCUUAAGGCUCCUUUAUCUCCUCUCUGAUGGUAGUAAUAAGAAGAGGGCAUAUCCUGGAUUGUGAGCGUCCUUCAUGAUGGAUGCCACCUUCUUGAGGUGUUGCCAUUUGAAGAUAUCCUUGCUGGUGGGAAGGCUUGUGCCGUUGAUAGAACUGACUGUGUCCACAACCCUCUGAAAACUCUACACCAGCUGGUGAUGCAACCAUUCAAAAUGCACUCCACCUUACAUCUGUAGAAAUUUGCUUAUCUGACUCAACAUCAAAGUUUCAGCCUGUAUCUUGUUCUGUACUUUUCUUACCUCAGUUCAGAAAAAUAUAAGUACUUGAGAUGCAGAUCUAGCAAAUGACAAUUACAUUACUCGCUCUGUCAGCUUCCAAUAUGAGCAGAGUUCCUUGGAGAGUGAGGUGACAGUCAGCCAACGAAAACCACUAUUCACAAAGCACAUGUUCUUGGCUCUAAAAUAUUCAGUGUUUUAACUAUUCCAAUAUGUUGUUGCACAGGCUGAUUGGGCUGUUAAGAGGACAUAUGAUUUGCUGGCCUUUAUUAGCCAGGGGACUUAGUUCAAAAACCACGAGGUACUGCUGCAGAAGACCCUGGUUAGACGACAUUUAGAAUAUUGUGUUCUGUUCUGGUUGCUAAAGUAUAGGAAAGAUGUAGAAGGUUUAGAGAGGACUUACCUAGAUUAGAGGUGAGAGGAGCAUACACAAACUGCUGGAGUAACUCAACAGGUCAUACUGCAUCCAUGGCAAGUGUUCCCAGGCUUUUUAUGCCAUGGACCCAUACCAUUAAGCAAGGGGUCUAUGGGAUCCUGGAUCUGUGGAGAGGAAAAGUCAGUCAACAUUUUGGUCUGAGAUCCUUCAUCAGGAAUUAUACUUAGUGACACUGGGCAGUCCACGUUAUUGUCAUGCCGAACAUCAGUCUCCAGAAACUAGAGAAAAUCUGCAGAUGCUGAAAUCUGAGCAACGGACACAAAAUGCUGGAGUAACUCAGCAUCUAUGGAAAAAAGUAUAGAUCUGGGUCCUGCCGAGGUGCCUCAGUCCGAAAUGUCGACUAUACAUUUUUCCAUAGAUGCUGCCUGGCCUGCUGAGUUCCUACAGCAUCUUGUGUGAGUCUCCAGAAACUGACAAACUUCUGGGUUUUCAUGGAAGUGACCACUGUGUGAAUAGAAGGUGGAUGUGCUCUAAGCCUCAUUGAUGAAGUUCUCACAUGGACCUCAUUAGCCACAGAGGAACCUGCAAAACUGUCGUGCAAGGAAGUCAUUCUCAAUCUUGAGGGAAUGCCAAAUGCAACACACUCAAAAUGCUGCACAAACUCAGCAAGUCAGAUAGCAACUAAGGCAGGAAAUAAACGGUUGAUGUUCCCCCUCCGUAGAUGCUGCCUGACCUGCUGAGUCCCUCCAGCUUUUUAUGUGUGUUGCUCCAGAUUUCCAACAACUGCAGAAUGGUUUGUGCGAAUGGUGAAGGUUAGAAUGAGAUCACAAGAUCUGAUCACUUAGCAAGUAGGACAACUCAUCCGACUGCCUCAUUUGGUUUUUUAUGACACACGUCUGGAUGCAAAAUGUAUUCAAAUUCAUGAGCAGGCUUUUCUCACACUGACACACCCGUAACAACCGAGGUUCAUUCAUUCAUAGUAAGGAAGGCUCCAUUUAAUAUAGACGUUUAAAGAGAGGCCAGAGACUUGCUUUUGUUGUUACUGGCCCCAGCGCAUUAGUGCAAUUAUGAGGAAAGCACGCCAGUACCUCAAACUCCUUAGAAGUUUGUGAAGAAUCAGCAUGACAACUAAAACUUGGACAAACAUCUACAGACGUGUGUUGGAGAGUAUAUUGCCUGGUUGUAUCACAGCCUGGUAUGGAAACACCAAUGCCCUUGAAUGGAAAAACCAACAAAAAAGUAGAUUGUUUUUGUGAGUGGGCUGUAUCCUUCAUCCGGUUAUGCUCAAGUUAUGUCCUUAUAACCACCCAGGUCACAUUCUUUUCUUGCUAUUGCCAUCAGGAUGAAGGUACAGGAAUUUCAGGACUCACAGCAUCAGGUUCAGGAACAAUUAUUACCCCUCAACCAUCAGGCUCUUGAAGCAAAGGGGAUAACUUCACUCAAUUUUACUUGCUCCAUAACUGAACUGUUCUCACAGCAUGUGCACUCACUUUCAAAUACUCUUUAUUUCAUGUUCUAGAAACAUAGAAAAAUAGAAAAUCUACAGCACAAUACAGGCCCUUCGGCCCACAAAGCUGUGCCGAACCUGUCCUUACCUUAGAAAUCACCUGAUUACCCAUAGUCCUCUAUUUUUCUGAGCUCCCUGUACCUGUCCAGGAGUCUCUUAAAAGACCCUAUCGUAUCCGCCUCCACCAUUGUUGCUGGCAGCCCAUUCCACGCACUCACCACCUUCUGUGUUAAAAGAACUUACCCCUGACAUCUUCUCUGUUCCUCCUCCCAAGCACCUGAAAACUGUGCCCUCAUGCUGGCCACUUCAGCCUCGGGAAAAAGUCUCUGACUAUCCACAUGAUCAAUGCCUCUCAUCAUCUUAUACACUAAUUUAUUUAUUCCUUAUUUAUUACUUUUUUUUGUAUUUGCUCAAUGUGUUGUCUUUUGCACAUUGUUUGCUCAUCUGUCCUGUUAGAUUCUAUUAUGGCUAUUGUUACUGAUUCCGUUGUGGUUCUUGGGUUUAUUGAAAAUGCCCACAAGAAUCUCAAUAUGGUGGCAUAAAUGGACUUUGAUAAUAAAUUUACAUUAUACUUUGGGAAAUGCUUAGAGUCAGAAUCAGAAUUAGAAUCAAGUUUAAUAUCAAUGGCAUAUGUCAUGAAAUUUGUUGUUUCGUGGCAGCAGUAAAUUGCAAUACAUAAUAAUAAUUAUAAAACUAUAAAUUAUUAGAAGUAUAGUAAAAUUAAAUUAAUGUGCAAAAAGAGAGGAAUAAAAGCACUUGUAGUGUACAUGGGUUCAUUUUCCAUUCAGAAAUCUGCUAGAAGAGGAGAAGCUGUUGCUGAAACGUUGGUGUGUGUGUUCUCAGGAUCCUGAUGGUAGCUUGCAUCGGUGAACAACACAGUCCCAAGGAUUUGCUUGCCCACAACUUACUAACACCAAUCCAGGUACCUUUGGAACAUGGGAGGAAAAUGGAGCAUCCCAAGGACACCAACACGGCCACGGGGAUAAUGUACAAACUCUAUAGAGACAGCAACGGGAAUUGAACCCUAAUCUCUGGCACUGUAAAGGGCUGGGCGAACUGCAAUGAUACCAUGCUAGCUGCAUAAAAUGGAGACUUCCUUAGUACUAACUGAUUACCCUCAGUUGUUACAGGUACGUCAGUAUGGGAGAAGCCUGCCCAUGCUCUUGAAUACACAUAAAAUGCGAUGGUCGGGAGGCUCAACAGCUACCUGAGGUGGUGCCCCACAGCACCAGAAACUUGAGUUUAAUUGUAACAUUGAAUCUUGUCAAUGUGGACUUUGCAUGUUCUCUUUGUGUUCCAGUAUCCUCAUAGAUUGAUUGGUCAUAAUAAAUCUCCCCUAGUGGAGAGAAUUUGGGCAGGAGCUGUUGUGAAUGUGGAGAAUAACAAAAAUGGAUUAAUAUGUAGGAUUGCUUUAAUUGAUUGGGGUUGGAGGUGGGUGAAUGGUGAGAUAGUACACCCCUUCCCAUCACUUAGGCAAGGCACCCCUUGUGUCCCAAUGCAUAGACCUGUAGUUUCCUGCACUAUCCUGAAUGCUGGUGCCCUGCUUUGAAUGGUCGUGGGACAGAGAUUCCCGGGAGUCAGUGAGAAUGUUACACUUCAUCAUUGAGGCUUGGAGUACAUCCACCCUUUAUUCACACAGUGGCCACUUCCAUGACAGGUUUGAAAAGAGUUUCUGGCACAUCCAUAUGGAGGGUUAGUAUAAAAGUGUGAUGAUGGGCAGUCCAGACUCAAUAGGCUAAAUUCUCCACUGUUGUGCUGUGACUCCCCGUGACUCCACAUCUCCUUAAUGUGUCAUGAAUCAGAUUCAGAAUCAGGUUCAUUGUAACUGUCUAACUGAAAUUGGUUGUUUUGUCACAACCAGGCAUCUAUGCUGCCUGGCCUCCUGCAUUCCACCAGCAUUUUGUGAGUGAAAAGGUAUGAUUUUUUUUUCUGCCCACAUGCAUUCCCAGCACCAAAUUGUAGUGACCGGUUCUCCAUGUGAGUUUCAUAUCAUGAUGAUGACAUCAUUAAUUUGAAGUCCAUGGUUGUGCCAUGAAUUCCUUAACUCGCUCUUCCUGCUAGUAUUUCCAAGCUGGUUGCCAGACACUUGCUAAGAAAGAGCAAUAAAGGUUAUUGAAAUACUCUCACCAAUUACAACGAACCUUACUGGAGAUAAAAAUGUGGUAGUCUAGACAAGUGCAUUUACUUCUGCGUUCAACAGACUCAAACUGAUAGGUUAACAUCUGUUGAUUAUAAAGAUCUUACAUGAAAGGUAUUUAGAUUGCCUCCGUUUUGUAGCCAUGGAGACAUUGUAAAAACCUUCAACUAAUUUGGCAAUUAAGUUCAAUUAAGCUCAGCAAUGUGUGAGGAUGGGAAAUGUUGCAUUCCUGACUUAGAUAAUGCUAACCGCACUUCUCAGUCAAAUCUGCUACGGAAUGGAAAAUGCUACCUAUUGCCUGUUUAUUUAUGAAAAUUAAGAAGAAAAAACAGCAGAUAACAAAAUUCUGAAAUAUUAACUGAAGAAAUGUUGGAAACUAUGCUGGUCCGACAGUAUAGGUGGGAAGAGAAACAGGUUAAUAACAGACCCUUCACCAGAAUGUUCUGUCCAUCUAUGUCCUGCCUUGAUAUCUAUAUUGUGGAACUUGACCAUUGGAAAACUGAAUUUUCCCAUUGAUAAAGGAAUUAUAAAGGGAAAAAAAAGUUGCUCUAGAUUUCGUGCAUCUGCAGAAUCUCUUGUGAUUAGGAAUUAUAAAGUCCUGUUUUUAAUUUAGUGAACUGACCUGAUCAUAACAUAUAAUGAGAAGAGAAAGUAUUGUGUACUGCUUUCUAUCAGUGAAGAAUGAAAGACAAACUACUGAUGAAUAUGUCUUUCAAUGAUGAUUUAAAUAGGACAUUGUUAUAAUUACCCAAAUAAAGAAUAAAGAAAUCUG
This is a messenger RNA of Hypanus sabinus (Atlantic stingray), 11199 nucleotides long. Its product is annotated as inward rectifier potassium channel 16-like. Bases 341 to 1558 code for a protein of 405 amino acids. The transcript has 3 exons. Gene Ontology annotation, biological process: regulation of monoatomic ion transmembrane transport; potassium ion import across plasma membrane. The record is from RefSeq and is a predicted model, not a curated record. NCBI's taxonomy places the organism in Eukaryota, Metazoa, Chordata, Chondrichthyes, Myliobatiformes, Dasyatidae. Gene Ontology annotation, cellular component: plasma membrane. Gene Ontology annotation, molecular function: inward rectifier potassium channel activity.